GAGACCAUUCAUGAGUAGCUUCAAAAAACCACCAUCGACGAGUUUUGAAGAUCCAACUCCAGUAGCAAACUCUGAUUCGCAGAAUCAUUCAGCAAACCCUUCCAAUCAGGGAUCAUCAUUUGCUUCAAUUGGUAAUCUUCAAUCAAUGAACUCGAUUGAAGAUUCAUUGCCUGGAUUUUUCAAUCAGCAUCAUUCAGAAAAUCACUCCAAUCGGGGAUCAUCAUCUGCUUCAAUUGGUGAUCUUCAAUCACUGAACUCGAUUGAUAAUUCAUUGCCCGAAAGUUUCGAUCAGGUGGAAGGUGACCAAGAAUGUUCAGUAGAAAUUGACAAGAAACAUUUGAAAUGGAAUAAUCAAAUGGAUGUUGUUCUUAUUGACUCACUCUUGGACCAAAUGCUCAAAGGGCAAAAAAUUGGUGGUAGUUUUACAUCAUCUGCUUAUAGAGCUGCAAGCAAUGCGGUGAGUACCAAGUUUAGUGUACAUUGUGAUUCCAGUCAUGUAAGGAAUCGGUUGAAGACUUUAAAAAGGAAUCUUGCAAUGGCUAAAGAUAUGUUAACAACUGAUAGUGGAUUUGGAUAUAAUCAUUCAACACAACUGAUUGAAGCUACAACAGGUGUAUGGGCAGCUUACCUCAAGGCAAAGCCUAAAGCUUCUCAGUUUCAACAUGCUCCAAUUCAAAACUUUCAAAAGUUAUAUGACCAAACUGUUGAAGUAUCUUGUUCCUCUAACUCAAAGAAGAGAGAGAAUAAAUUAGGUGACACUCUGAGUAAGGAAAUAAGGUCAAUUAAGGAAGGUCUAGAUGCAGUUGCAGCAGCGCUUGAUCGUGGUAACCUUCAGAACUACACAAAUGGACAAUUAUUUGAGGAGAUUGAGAAGGUUAGUGGCAUGAGUGGUGCUUCUCGAAUGAAGGUGUAUCAAGUUCUUGCUAAAGAAGUGAGUGAUGCUUGA
Messenger RNA from Camellia sinensis, 946 nucleotides. NCBI's taxonomy places the organism in Eukaryota, Viridiplantae, Streptophyta, Magnoliopsida, Ericales, Theaceae. The record is from RefSeq and is a predicted model, not a curated record.